CAGACCGCAGUGGCGCGAAAAGUCUUCAGUCGUGAGGUGUGACGGUGGCGGCAGCGUUUUGUUUCCCGUUUUCAGUUUCAUCACCGAGAAAAGUUGAUCAGAAAUAAUGGCGACCGACAUGGUGGACGACCGGGAGAUGAGGGAGGCGCAGAGGGACUAUGUGGACUUCCUGGACGACGACCAGGACCAGGGCAUCUACCAGAGCAAAGUCCGCGACAUGAUCGGAGACAACAAAGCCCGGCUCAUCGUCAACAUCAACGACCUGAGGAGGCGCAACGAGACCCGGGCCGCAAAGUUGCUGAACAGUGCGUUUGAGGAGCUGCUGGCCUUCCAGCGGGCUCUGAAGGACGUGGUGGCCACGGUGGACGCCACCUACGCCAAGCAGCACGAGGAGUUCUUUAUCGGGCUGGAGGGCAGCUUCGGCUCCAAGCACGUGUCCCCCCGGACGCUGACCUCGCGACUGCUGGGCAGCGUGGUGUGUGUGGAGGGCAUCGUCACCAAGUGUUCUCUUGUGCGUCCCAAAGUGGUGCGCAGUGUCCACUACUGUCCAGCCACCAAGAAAACCAUGGAGAGGGUGUACACCGACCUGACCUCUCUGGAUGCCUUCCCUUCCAGUGCCAUUUACCCAACCAAGGAUGAGGAGAACAACCCCCUGGAGACGGAGUUUGGUCUGUCCAUCUACAAGGACCACCAGACCAUCACGGUGCAGGAGAUGCCGGAGAAGGCUCCAGCCGGUCAGCUGCCCCGCUCUGUGGACAUCGUUCUGGACAACGACUUGGUGGAUUCCGUCAAACCAGGAGACCGAGUCCAGGUCGUGGGGACAUACCGUUGCCUGCCUGGGAAGAAGGGAGGGUUCACCUCCGGCACGUUCAGGACCAUCAUGAUCGCCUGUCAGGUCAAACAAAUGAGCAAGGAGGUCUCCCCGUCCUUCUCUGCCGACGACGUGGCCAAGAUCAGGAACUUCUGCCGGACUCGCUCCAUUAACGUGUUUGACCGGCUGGCCCAUUCGCUGGCACCCAGCAUCCACGGACACGACUACAUCAAGAAGGCCAUCCUGUGCAUGCUGCUGGGCGGGGUGGAGAAGGUUCUGGAGAAUGGUACCCGCAUCAGAGGAGACAUCAACAUCCUGCUCAUCGGUGACCCGUCGGUGGCGAAAUCCCAGCUGCUGCGUUACGUUCUUCAGACCGCGCCCAGAGCCAUCCCCACCACCGGGCGGGGCUCCUCCGGCGUGGGUCUCACUGCUGCAGUCACCACUGACCAGGAGACCGGUGAGCGCCGGCUGGAGGCGGGCGCCAUGGUGCUGGCGGACCGCGGCGUUGUGUGCAUUGACGAGUUCGAUAAGAUGUCCGACAUGGACCGCACCGCCAUCCACGAGGUGAUGGAGCAGGGUCGGGUCACCAUCGCCAAGGCUGGAAUCCACGCCCGGCUCAACGCCCGCUGCUCCGUUCUGGCUGCUGCCAACCCGGUCUACGGCAGGUAUGAUCAGUAUAAAACCCCCAUGGAGAACAUCGGCCUGCAGGACUCCCUGCUGUCCCGCUUCGACCUCCUCUUCAUCGUACUGGAUCAGAUGGACCCCGAGCAGGACCGGGAAAUCUCGGACCAUGUCCUGAGGAUGCACCGCUACCGAGACCCCCGUGAGCAGGAGGGAGCAGCCAUGGCUCUGGGUGGGACCGUAGAUGUUCUGGCCACAGACGACCCAGAUGGCCUGGGAGAAGAGCAGGAGGAGCUGCAGGUUUAUGAGAAACACAACAACCUGCUGCAUGGAAGCAAGAAGAAGAAGGAUAAGAUUGUGAGUAAGGAGUUCAUGAGGAAGUACAUCCACAUCGCCAAGGCUAUAACGCCCACGCUGACGGAGGAGGCAGCCAAUCACAUAGCGGAGGAGUACUCCAGACUGAGGAGCCAGGAGCAGCUUGGUUCUGACGUUGCCAGGACCUCUCCAGUGACGGCCCGUACCUUGGAGACCCUGAUCCGUCUGUCCACGGCACACGCGAAGGCCCGCAUGAGCAAAGCUGUGGAGCUGGUGGACACAGAGGUUGCUGUGGAGCUGGUCCAGUUUGCCUACUUUAAGAAGGUUCUAGAGAAGGAGAAGAAGCGCUCCAGGCAGGACCGUGACUCCAGUUCAGAGGAGGAGAAGGAGGAUGAUGAGGUGGUCACCACACAGCAGUCACGAAGUACCAGAAAGAGGGGGCGCCGUGGCUCUAACAGCAGCGAGCCCUACAGCCCGUAUGACUUCAGUGAAGAACAAACUGUUCCUGAGAUUCGGGCUGGCGCCCCGAAACCAGACCAGCAGCCGCAGGAGGAGCCUAUGGACGCCACAUCACAGGCCGAAGCAGCGGACCUGUCUGCUGAGAGGCUGAAGGAGUUCAAAUCGUCCCUGUUCACCGUGUUCCAGUCCAGCCACGCUCAGUCGGUGAAGAUGUCCAAGCUGAUGGACGACGUCAACAAGGACCGUGAGAGUCGGUUCACGAAGCCGGAGGUCCGCGCCGCCUUGGCUCGCAUGCAGGAUGACAACCAGGUCAUGGUGGCCGAUGACAUGAUCUUUCUGAUCUGAGGGACAGGAGGAUCUCGGGACUGUUUAUAGCCAUCGGCUGUUUCUGUCCUCUCAGAGCUCAAGUGGCGGUCAUCCUGGAUGACCUUUGACCUUGUAUAUAGUGUUUGCUGUUCUAAGUGCUGCAGUUUGUGAAAUAAACAUCUGAGAAUACCA
Molecule: messenger RNA, 2704 nt
Organism: Nothobranchius furzeri (turquoise killifish)
Lineage: Eukaryota; Metazoa; Chordata; Actinopteri; Cyprinodontiformes; Nothobranchiidae
Source: RefSeq, a predicted model, not a curated record